GCCCACAACUGCAGGGUUUCUGAGCACGGAUAUGACAGCCACAGCGUGGGAGAGCGACCUCACAACAACCAAUGGAAGUGAUCAGGCCUUCCAUGAACCUAAUACAGAGUUCAUAAUCCUGCAAUUACUGACAGCCAUCGUGGCCCUGGUGGGGUUGCCUGGGAACGCAGUGGUGCUCUGGCUCCUGGGCUUCCACAUGAGCAGGAACGCCUUCUCUGUCUACAUCCUCAACCUGGCGGGGGCUGACUUUCUCUUCCUCUGCUACCGAUUUAUACAUACUCUAGCUUUAGUUUUCAACUUUGAUUUUGUCUUUAGAGUAAUUAACAUAUUUCUCUGGCCUGUGUCAAUCUUUGCCUACAUCUCAGGCCUGAGCUUUCUCAGCGCCAUCAGCAUGGCGCGCUGCCUGUCUGUCCUGUGGCCCAUCUGGUACCGCUGCCGCCGCCCCAGACACAUGUCGACCGUCAUGUGUGCCCUACUCUGGGCCCUGUCCCUGGUGCUGAGCAUGUUGGAAGGGAACACCUGUACCUUCCUUAUUUGGAAUGUACAAUAUGUUUGGUGCCCAGUGUUGAAUUUCAUCACUGUGUCCUGGCUGAUUUUGUUAUUUGUGCUUCUCUCUGGGACCAGCCUGGCCCUGAUGACCAGACUGCUGUGUGGCUCCCAUCGGGUGCGGCCCACCAGGCUCUACGUGACCGUCAUGCUCACAAUGCUGGUCUUCCUUCUGUGUGGCCUGCCCUUCGGCAUCUACUGGUUCCUCUUAUUCUGGUUUGAUGCCUUCCCUCAUCUUGAGCAGUUUGUAGUACUCCUGUCCUGU
Molecule: messenger RNA, 811 nt
Organism: Myotis brandtii (Brandt's bat)
Lineage: Eukaryota; Metazoa; Chordata; Mammalia; Chiroptera; Vespertilionidae
Product: mas-related G-protein coupled receptor member X2-like
Exons: 1
Biological process (GO): G protein-coupled receptor signaling pathway
Cellular component (GO): membrane
Molecular function (GO): G protein-coupled receptor activity
Source: RefSeq, a predicted model, not a curated record